CUUCUUCAUCUUAUCUCUUCCGCAUCGACCCGACCUGACCUCUCUCUUCCGCUCUCCUUCUCUCUGCCAUCACCGGGAAACCCAACUUCCGGUUGCCACCUCACGUCACCGCCACCAUCCUUCGAACCAGCUCCCAAUUUCGAUCAAAACCCAAAGGCAGCUACCCCAACCGACGGUGGAAAAUCGCCGUACACACCACCGCCGAUGGCAUCGAAUCUGCAUGGCUUCGUUCUCCAACCUCCAGUCCAAAUCGAGCUAAACCACCUCCAUAAAUGGAAUCAGCGCCUCACUACCCACCAAACACCGCCGUGAGAGCCACCGGCUUACCUUUUUCGUUCGGUUUGUGGAAUCUGGAAAAUUGAAGCUUUGGAGAAGAAAUGAGCUACCGGGUCAGUUUCGACUGAAAUCGAAAUAAGGAAUUCAGAUGGUUAAUGGAUGUGGAUUUCUGGGUUUUUGGAGUGUUGGAGGAGAGGAAGCUGCUGGGUUAAUUUCAGUUGAAACUGGAAAAGGUGUUUACAUGAUUGUUGAUGGUGAAUUGCAGUAAUUGGAAUUAACUUCCAAAUCUGGUCAAGAAGAAUCCUUCCUCACGCAAAACCUCUCUCUCUAAUCCUUCACCAUGAGCAGGUCAGGUCAGCCCCCGGAUCUGAAGAAGUACAUGGACAAGAAGCUUCAAAUCAAGCUAAAUGCAAACCGAAUGAUUGUUGGAACCUUGCGUGGAUUUGACCAGUUCAUGAAUCUGGUGGUUGAUAAUACUGUAGAAGUGAAUGGUGAUGAAAGGACUAACAUAGGCAUGGUGGUGAUCAGAGUAAACAGUGUGGUUAAUGUUGAAGCACUUGAACCUGUGGCCAAAAUGCAGUAGUUUUUGUUUUAAAAAAAUUUAUCUGGAUGUAGGAUGCAAAGGGAAACUCUGUAACUUUGUUACGAUGGUGAGGUGAAUUCUAUAUCACCCUUGCCACCAGGCAGAUUGUGAUGAAUGUAAUUAUGUCGUUCUAUAUGGAAUAGCAGUUAAUUGAGUGUAAGAUACAAAAUGUGGUAAUGCUACUGCUUUGACUUUGAAAAAAAAAAAA
Molecule: messenger RNA, 1067 nt
Organism: Rosa chinensis
Lineage: Eukaryota; Viridiplantae; Streptophyta; Magnoliopsida; Rosales; Rosaceae
Product: probable small nuclear ribonucleoprotein G
Exons: 2
Coding region: 617-859 (80 amino acids)
Biological process (GO): mRNA splicing, via spliceosome; spliceosomal snRNP assembly
Cellular component (GO): U2-type prespliceosome; spliceosomal tri-snRNP complex; P granule
Molecular function (GO): RNA binding
Source: RefSeq, a predicted model, not a curated record